Prunus armeniaca (apricot) is the source of this 846-nucleotide messenger RNA. The record is from the annotation of a GenBank genome assembly. NCBI's taxonomy places the organism in Eukaryota, Viridiplantae, Streptophyta, Magnoliopsida, Rosales, Rosaceae.
AUGGAUUAUCACGCUUCUGACCCUAUAUGGAUUUUUCAAUUGUGGCUUCAGCUAUAUUUUCCGGAAUUAAGUCCCACCACCGUUUGCCCAAACGAUAAAGCGCUUUGGGGUCCACCCUUGCUCAACGCCCCACGCCGGAAGCAUUAUGUUGAGGAUUGCUUCCGAUUUUUCUAUGAGUGCCUGGAGAAGACUAUGGAGCAUCUCUCGAUUUGCCUAGAUCACCGUUUCCCGGAUUAUCUAGCCUUGGAUCUUUCCUCAUAUCCCACGGCGGAGACAAAAGAUGAGAGACAUAAUAUGUGGGUGAGCAUCCUCAUCAGCCGUGAUCUUCCAUAUGGCCUAAUGGUGAACAAAGGUAGCAACUAUCAUUGUGGUGAUGAGCUUUAUUAUCCCGUCGCCGCCGGCUACCUGCUUGGUUUUAUACAGAGCAUCCCUAUACCACCCAUGGAUUCCUUCAACUUGCUUUCCUCUUGGUGGGUGAAAUUUAAAGAUGCAAAAGAAGUCACCACCUUGACGGAUUUGAACCAAGACUUGGUGAAAUCCUUCAGUAUUCCGAUUAGAGAUCUUCGGUUUGGUGACUCUAACAUCUUUAUCCAUUGGUGGAAAGAAAUGUCGGCCAGUUGGUUUUCUCAACCAUGCUCAGAGAUUGAGGAUAGGAUCUUUAGGUAUUGCCCAUGCUCAUUGGCCUUUCAACGAGAGAAAGAGAAGAAGAAGGCCCAAGCAAAAGUUGACAUCACCGAGAAGGAAAAUCCGCCCGCCGACAUUAUUGAGACAGAGCGCUCGGCCAAAUUUGCCAAUGCAAAUUCUGGGCGGGGCGAGAAAAGGCCCAACGCCCCCAUCCAAGCUUAA